Cercocebus atys (sooty mangabey) is the source of this 1296-nucleotide messenger RNA. It is a transcript of the gene ENAM, whose product is annotated as enamelin. The transcript has 2 exons. The record is from RefSeq and is a predicted model, not a curated record. Lineage: Eukaryota; Metazoa; Chordata; Mammalia; Primates; Cercopithecidae.
AUGUUUGAACAUUUUUUUUUUAAACCCAAAGAAGAAGAUCCUCCUAAAGCAGAAAGUUUUUUUUUUUAACCCACAGCUAAUUCAACAGUUACUGAGACGAAUUUUUUUUUUUUAAAUCCUAAAGGGAGUCAGGGCGGAAAUGACACCAGUUUUUUUUUUAACAGUAUCCCAGGACCGAACACUGGGAACAACCCUUUUUUUUUUUAUGGGAUUGUCCCACUCCCUGCAGUCAACACUUCAGGCCAGGGAGGGCCAGGAAGUCAAAUCCCAUGGAGACCAAGUCAGCCUUUUUUUUUUGAAAAUCAUCCAAAUCCUAAUAUAAGAAAUUUUCCUUUUUUUUUUUGGUGGUAUCCCACUGGUACUGCCAUGGGGCACAGACAGAAUGGGCCUUUUUACAGAAAUCGACAAGUUCAAAGGGGUCCUCAUUUUUUUUUUUUCGCUUGGGAAGGUAAACAAGUAGUUCGUCCAGGAUUUUUUUUUUAUCACAAAGUUUACCUUUCUACUUCAAGAGGCAAUUUUUUUUUUUUUGCAGGAAAUCCAGCAAAUCUCAGAAGAAAGCCUCAGGGGCCAAAUAAACACCCUAUGGGAACUAAUGUUGCCCCAGUUGGUUUUUUUUUUUGCCCUGUUGUUCACAAUGAAAAAAUCCAAAAUCCAAGGGAGAAGCACCUGGGUCCAAAAGAACAAAUAAUAGUUCCUACAAAUUUUUUUUUUAGCCCCGGGAGAAACUCUCAACAGUAUGAAGUUAAUUUUUUUUUUUAUAAACUGCCUCACUCUGAGGGUUAUACACCAGUCCCAAAUUUUAAUUCUGUUGAUCAACAUGAAAACUCCUAUUACCCAAGUUUUUUUUUUAGAAAAGUACCAAAUUCUGAUGGACAAACCCAAAGCUUUUUUUUUUCCAAAGGGAUGGUUUUAGCGCCAAGAAGGAUCCCAUUUUUUUUUUUAACUAAUCAGCCAGAAUUAAAGCACAGCGCAUAUCAUUUUUUUUUUCACCCUGAGGAAAUCCCUUCUGCAAAAGAACAUUUUUUUUUUUUUUGAAAUACUUGGGACCACCAAGAAAUCUCUCCACCUUUUAAGGAACAUCCUGGGAGGCAAGAAGAACAUUUACCCCAUCCUUCUUUUUUUUUUAGAGGAAGGGUUUUCUACCCUGAAUAUAACCCCUAUUUUUUUUUUUAAAACUCACCAUACCGUAGAAGCAUCUCUUCCUUUUUGUAUCCACUCUCUAAAUCGUACCCUAAUUUUUUAUUGACCCAGCUUAACCAUCAUUAUAGAUUUUUUUUUUGAAAUGGUAGACACUGA